AACCAACGUUACAUUCCUUUUGCAGAGAGCGCAUCAAACAACUGACCGAAACGGAGAAAUAAAAAUGGCCGUCGCCAAUCAAACCAACCAGUUCUACGAGGGCUGCGGCCGCGAGGGUCCCAUCCGGUGCAUUCUGCUGAGUGAAUUCCAUGCCGUGGCUGGCUCGAAAAUCAGCUGUCAGGUCCCGGAUAACUACAUCUCGAAGGAAGUGUUCGAUUCGAUUCGGUUCUUCAUCAUUCCCAAACCGCAACUGCAACGAUGCACACUGACCGUAAACGCUCUCGGGCACAAAGUGAUCGGCUAUCCGGUUCGAAUCGAUCACCAACGCUACCCAAGGAACGCUUUCUACUUCAAUCUGUGCUUCGUAUGCGACAGCUGGGCUCGUUCCGUUCAGUACGAACCCGUCGUCAAGAAACUAUCCGAAUACCUGUUGAUGAUGGAGGAGGAAACCGCUUUCCUAUCCACCCCGGACAAUAAUACUCGCAUACAGAAUCUGCUGAGUAGCAUCCUUCGUGAUCUGAAUGAAAAACAGGUGGCGACGAUCGUUGAGGGGGAGACUACCAUUUAUCUGAAAAUUUCCAAACUGAAACCGGAUCCUCCUCCAGUUCAGGACCACCAAGUCCCCCUUCUCUGCAAGGGAUUCGAAAACAUCUCGUUGGAAUCGUGGGACCUGACCACCCAGCAGGUGGUACCAUUCAUCAACGGUAUAAGUCACGUUGCACGGAUAUCAGCCGAAUCGGACGUGGAAAAUCAGCUGGUCAAAUCUUGCAUCCAGAAUCUGGUUUAUUAUGGGGUGGUCCUGUUGCUUCCGCUGCUCAAGUACAGCAACGUCUAUAUGUGCACCCGGAAUCUUCAAAAUCUGAGCAAAGACCACCGGUUUGCCGAAGACUGUCGCCGGUACGUUCAAUUGCUGCACGCUGAAAACGAACCGAAGCGAUUGCCUUCGCUUCACAAGAUUCUCCAACUGUACUCGCAGAUGACUCAUGGAGUGACGUUGCGAGCCCUCUGCCAGCGACUCUGUCCCCGGGACAACGGAAUCGACGAACGAAAGCUGGUGACGUUUGGGCUGCAGCACAGUUUGAUUCGCUGCAUUAACAAGUAUCCGAUUUUUACCGGAUCGUAUCCCAGCCCGAGGCAUAAGUUGUACACGGGGCUGAACAGUUUGGACGAGAUUUGCUGCAAGACUGGACUGUCGCCGAGUCGGAUUGAGGAGGACAUCGAUGUCGACUCGAAUGUGACGGUUAUUUGGAAGUGAAGGGGGAGGUUAAUUAUUUCGGAUUUUUUGUCCUGCGAAUGCCGAUG
Molecule: messenger RNA, 1302 nt
Organism: Ochlerotatus camptorhynchus
Lineage: Eukaryota; Metazoa; Arthropoda; Insecta; Diptera; Culicidae
Gene: Nprl2
Product: Nitrogen permease regulator-like 2
Exons: 2
Coding region: 65-1255 (396 amino acids)
Biological process (GO): positive regulation of autophagy; negative regulation of TORC1 signaling; cellular response to amino acid starvation
Cellular component (GO): vacuolar membrane; GATOR1 complex
Molecular function (GO): GTPase activator activity
Source: RefSeq, a predicted model, not a curated record